CACAGACUCUAUGCAGUUGAUAUUUUUGUACAACUAGUCUGUGUAAUAUAAGACAAUAGCAGCAUAGACAGCAACUGGUAAAGUAGAAUCAAAUGAUGUAGAGUAGGCUGGAGAUAAGCCUACCUUAACUCCGAACAUAAACAGCCCCCAAACAGCGCCGCGAAUGACCGUUGAGCACUCUAAAUAGAACGCAGUUGGCGUCAUCGCAGCUGACUCACAAGUCCAAAAAAGCAGGGCUUCGAUGCUGAAAUCUUUUCUCACUCAAACAUCUCUAUCCGACCGUUAUCCAAGAUGAGUGCACCGCAGGCCGAGCAGAAGAAACUGUCUGGCUUUAACCUCUACUCGCGAUUCGCCUUUGCUGGUGCUGUUUGUUGCUCCGUUACCCAUGGAGGUCUGACUCCUGUUGAUGUCGUCAAAACCCGCAUCCAACUCGACCCAGUCACCUACAACCGCGGUCUGGUCGGUGGCUUCCGCCAGGUCAUCCAGAAUGAAGGCGCCGGCGCCCUUCUAACCGGUGCCGGUCCUACAUUUGCCGGAUACUUCCUGCAGGGCGCGUUGAAGUUUGGCGGAUACGAGUUCUUCAAGCAGCAAUCCAUCAACACGAUCGGGUACGAGAAUGCCAGGAACAACCGUAUCGCAGUCUACAGUGUUUCGGCUGGUUUUGCAGAGUUCUUUGCGGAUAUUGCGCUGUGUCCGCUUGAGGCGACUCGGAUUCGAUUGGUGUCGGAGCCUGGGUUCGCCAGUGGCCUUGUUUCUGGAUUUAGCAGGAUUGCUCGCCAGGAGGGUAUUGGGGCUUUUUACUCUGGGUUUGGUCCUAUCCUUUUUAAGCAGGUCCCAUACACCAUCUCCAAGUUCGUCGUGUAUGAAAAGGUCGCCGAGCUCGCCUACGACAAGUUCUUCGACAAGGAAAAGACCAGCGACGGCAUGCAAACCGCCAUCAACCUUGGUUCUGGUCUGAUUGCCGGUUUCGCCGCCGCGCUCGUCUCCCAGCCAGCCGAUACCAUGCUGUCCAAGAUCAACAAGUCCAAGGGUCUUCCGGGUGAAGGCACGACCAGCAGACUGAUCAAGAUUGGUAAAGAGCUUGGAUUCCGUGGCUCGUAUAGCGGUAUUGGUGCUCGUUUGUUCAUGGUUGGUGCUUUGACGGCUGGUCAAUUUGCCAUUUAUGGUGAUCUGAAGAAGGCCAUGGGAGCUGUAAGUUGUGUGCCCUGUAGAUUCAAGGCAAGUGCUAACUGCUCUAGACUGGGGGUGUUGAGAUUGCGAAAUAGUCGCCAGAGUAGAUGUGUAUUCAAGAAUAGACGUAUAACACGUGCAAGUAUUUAUUUUUCUGAUCGAUAUGUUUAAUAAACCGAAUCUUAAAAUCGGAGCAUGCAAUUCCCCACAAUCACUGCAUGAAUGACGAUCUUUCUGCCUGAAUCAGGUGUCCAUGUCAGCUUAUCGGUUGCUGACCGAAUCUGCGUCAACUCCCCGCCCGGUUACUUUUAUUUAUCCUUUUAUCCCCAG
Aspergillus wentii DTO 134E9 is the source of this 1500-nucleotide messenger RNA. RefSeq lists its product as uncharacterized. Lineage: Eukaryota; Fungi; Ascomycota; Eurotiomycetes; Eurotiales; Aspergillaceae. The transcript is spliced from 3 exons. Gene Ontology annotation, biological process: mitochondrial phosphate ion transmembrane transport. Gene Ontology annotation, cellular component: mitochondrial inner membrane. The record is from RefSeq and is a predicted model, not a curated record. Gene Ontology annotation, molecular function: phosphate transmembrane transporter activity. Bases 292 to 1341 code for a protein of 349 amino acids.